GCGCUCUGUGCUCGUGCAGCUUAUAAACUUUCCUGCACGAGAAGCGUCGGUCAGUGGUCGGUGGACCGUCCGCGCGCCGAGUCCGCGCGUCCUCGUGCGUUUCACCGGGAGUCAUGCGUGAUUAACGGAUUAUCAGGAACCGACUGAGAAGCGCGUGAGUCCGGAGAAAGUCCGGAGGAAACAUGGAGGCUGUGAGCGAGUGGAGCCCGCAGCAGGUUCUGGACUGGAUCCGAGGCCUGGACGACAGCCUGCAGCAGUACCUGCCGUGGUUCCAGCAGCAGCAGGUGGACGGGGAGCAGCUGCUGAGGAUGACCCACCAGGAGCUGCUGGUUCUGGGCGUGUCCCGGGUCGGACACCAGGAGCUGCUGCUGGAGGCCCUGGACCUGCUCUGCGCUCUGAACUACGGCGUGGAGUCGGACCACCUGAAGACGCUGGUGGGGAAGAUGAGGGCGGCUCACCACAACCUGAGCGGCGCCGUGACGCAGCGCAGGAAGAACCCGGCCUACCACAACAAGAACUCCCAUCAGCCCACCAACGAGUUCCUGACCGCCGUGGUGGAGCUGAUCGGGGCCGCCAAGAGUCUGCUGGCCUGGCUGGACAGGACUCCGCUGACGAGCCCCAGCGACUUCACCUCCACUAAAGGCAGGAUCAUCCAGCUGUGUCUGGAGCUGACCUCCACGGUCCAGAAGGACUGUACUGUUUAUGAGAUGGAGGAAAAGAUCCAGGAAGUGUCGCGAGCUCUGAAUGGCAUCUGUGAGAAGACGGCCCAGACGACCUCUGACCCGGCGAAGGUCGAGAGGUCCUGUCUGGAGGAAGUUCACAUCACCAACGUCAAACCAGGGGAGGGACUGGGGAUUUACAUCAAAUCCACGUACGACGGACUUCACAUCAUCACAGGAACCACAGAGAACUCUCCUGCUGAUAGAACCCAGAGGAUUCACGCUGGAGACGAGGUCGUCCAGGUCAACAAACAGACGGUGGUGGGGUGGCAGCUGAAACACCUGGUGGAGGCGCUGAGGGCGGAGACUGGCAGCGUCGCCCUGGUGGUGAAGAAGAGGCCGUGCAGCGUCUCCGGCGGCUUCGCACCCGCUCCUCUGAAGAACCUGCGCUGGAGGCCGCCCCUCGUUCAGACGUCUCAGAGAUCUUCAGGACUCUUCAGACCUCCUCAGCCUGAAACCUCAGGGAGAGCAGCCAUGUUGGAUCUGUACAUCCCUCCUCCUCCUGCAGCGCCGUACGUUCCCACAGACGGGACCACCAGCGUGUCUCCAGGUGUGAAGCGGAGGUCCAGGUCUCCGAACUCGUGUCUGGACUCGAACCCACGGCGCCGCGUCUCUGUGGCAGACGACAUCAGGACGUCCGUCAGUCCUGAACACAACCAGCCCAUCCCCGUCCACUUCCGCCAGCGCUCCUCUUCACGCUGUAAACCUCGACCCGUCUCCAUGCCGGCGGAGGCCUUCUCGGGCGUGUCCCACCGACCUGGAGCUCAUGGAAGGAAAGGUCAGGACGUUCUCCAAAAGUAUCUGAGUAACGAGGGGAUCAGCACCAUCACGGAGGAGGAGCCGUGUUUCCCGCUGCCGUACCGGGGCCACCCGUCUGUCCGGGGCGUCGACCACAUCCGAGGCAGCCAGUGCUUCAUCAACACCAACCUGCACAGCAGCGCCACCAUCCCCUACCAGGAGGCGGCGUCCAAGAAGCCCUGCUCCUCCUCCUCCUGCUCCACCUCCUCGCCCGCGGCCGUCUCUCCUCCUCCGCCUGCGACCAAGCCGUCGACCUCGCUGCUCGGAGGAUGGCUGGCUCGUCUCCGGCUGCUCAGCCACUGACGGAGGAGCAACCGGAUUGAAAUCUGAUCACAGACAAAUUCUCUCCUCCUGCAGGAAAAUGUAUUUAAUCGUCUACACUGUCACUUCCCUCAGCUGAAGACCUGCAGCAGCUGUCCACUCAAAGACUUCAUGAUGGAGGACAAAGGAAAGAGAAGACGACAAAACCUGCAACUUCUACUUUACACUGGUCAGAGCUCAGUCAGGAGGUUUCUGUCGUACUGGAGAGUCUGGUCACUGGUUAUCAGGCACAUUUUCUACUUCAAUAAUCAAUAAUCGAAAAUACGAAACUCUGACACCUGUUUACUCUCAUGUUCUACUUUUAAAGGCUCUAAACAAUCAUGAAGACUUGUGCUUGUUGACAUCCUGUGGUUUAAAGUCUCACUGAGCGUCAGAGACGUGAAGCUGAAUCAUCUUCUCCUCAAGGGGAAAUGUUACAAAUGUGAUCCUCGACCAGUUCAUCUAAUAUUGUGACCAAAGAUCUGCAAAACCAAAAACAUUCCCAUCAGAGCCACUUGUUCCAAAGGUUCAUUAAUUAAUUAAUUAAUUAUCAGAGAGGGCGAUUUCCUCCAGUUUAUGAAGCAGGUCAAGAAUGGACCAGUUCAGUGAAUCUGAAACUCUCCAGCAGAUGGACUUGAGAUCCUCAGCUGCUGCCGUAUGAGAACAAACUGGACCUGACGUCUCCUUCAGGGAGGGAAGCUGCUGAAACCUCAACUUCUUAUAUUAACUUUAAAAUCCCGAUUUGGGACAUUUUAAUUUGAAAUACAGUUCAUUUAAGCUUUUGAGUUAUUACACUGCUAACAGAAGAAAUGUGGAAACAUUACUACCUGUUCAGAAUUUGAAAGAUUCUCUAACGAGCCUCUCUCUCUUUCUCUCGUAUCUUCCCUUUUUAUUUGUUAAAAGAUAAACAACUUGUAAAUAUGUUGCAUCUUUUAUAGUUUUUAUUUGCUCUCUGUCAUCUCGACUUCAGUCAUGUCUGAUUUUAUAUAUAUAUAUAUUUGAGUAUAUCAACUUAUGAGGUAAAGGAGCUAUAGAGUAAUUUUAAAUAUUCACUAACACUCAAAUACAACAUAAGCAAACAUUAACAAAAGGUUCACCAGCUUUUAUGACUUUUAAUAUAUUUUCAGAAAUAGGUCGUCAGGUUAUUUCACAUUAAAACUUUUCCCUGUAUCUAGACAUAAUAUGAAAAAGUCCAUGUAUUUCAUAAACUGUCAAACUAAAGAAAACAAACAAUCACAGCUUUGCACUGGUAACGCCAAAGAGAAAUAUAAUAAGUUGUCAUCUGUGGAUACGUGGAUGUUGAUUCACUGGAGGCUGCGUAAAGUUUUUAUGUAAACCUGAUUUGUAGCAUUUAUCACUUUGAAGAAAAAUCAGUUUCCUCUUUGAAGAUCUCCUGUUUCCAUCAUUAACCCUGUGACGGAGUUCCUCAGGGAAGCGUCACGGAUCCCCUCAUGUUUUAAAUCUGAGUUGUUACUUUAAAGAUCCUAAAGUGUUUCUGGUUCAUACAGGUUCCAUGAAGCCUGAGGAUCAGUGUAUCAAAGUAAAUAUCACAACUUUGUGUCUCCUCCUUCUGCCGGAUACUUUUUGAUCUAACUGAUGAAUUUAGAUGUUUGGUUUCUGAAAACAAUAUUUGGUCAAAAUGUAACUUUUUACAGAUAAAUUCUAUCUUUUCUCAUCUCACAAAUAAAAAGUUGAAGGGAGUGUGUCAACCUGGAAUUACCACUUGUGGCCACAGUGGCCGCUGUUCAGUUAAAGUUACAUGUUCUCACUUUCAGGUGAAAAUGAAUCUUGUGUUAAUUGUUCAGGAACAUUCGCUUGUUGUCAUUUUGCUGAGUCACAUUUGAAUCUGUUUUCUGUUUGAGUCAUUUUGUUCAGCUGUUUGAAUCUGAAGUGUGCCGGAGCUCUGCGACUCUUUAACCUGUCAAAUACUUCACAAUAAAGGUCAGUUUGUUUUUAAA
Platichthys flesus (European flounder) is the source of this 3775-nucleotide messenger RNA. It is a transcript of the gene cnksr3, whose product is annotated as cnksr family member 3. Gene Ontology annotation, cellular component: cytoplasm; membrane. Lineage: Eukaryota; Metazoa; Chordata; Actinopteri; Pleuronectiformes; Pleuronectidae. Gene Ontology annotation, molecular function: protein binding. Gene Ontology annotation, biological process: regulation of signal transduction. The record is from RefSeq and is a predicted model, not a curated record. Bases 183 to 1820 code for a protein of 545 amino acids. The transcript has 13 exons.